Coregonus sp. 'balchen' is the source of this 1770-nucleotide messenger RNA. The record is from the annotation of a GenBank genome assembly. NCBI's taxonomy places the organism in Eukaryota, Metazoa, Chordata, Actinopteri, Salmoniformes, Salmonidae.
AUGCAAGAUGGCUCCAGUCACCACGACAACACAAAGCUCCCCGACCCCCCCCCCCCCCCCCUUGAACUUCUACUAAGAGUAAGAAGACAUCAUCUUCAUCAUUUUCACCACCUUCAUCAACACCAUCGGCAAAUACAACUAAGACUAAGAAAACAACUUCAUCAUCAUCUUCCUCAUCAUUGCCAACUACUAAGAAGAGUAAGUAGACACGAUCAUCACCAUCUUCACCAUCAUCAUCUUCCACACCGUCAACAACAUCAACUAAGACCAUGAAAAAGCAGAAGCUCCUUGAGACUUUGAUUGUCUCCAAGGAGAGUUUGGUUAAAGAUCCAGCCCCUCAUGAAACUCAAAGCUACUACAACCACAGCCAAGCUCAACGCAGCCCCAGCCCCAGACCCUGCUACAGUCACAGCCACAGCCAAGACUAAACCCAAAGCUACUUCAACCACAGCUAAGCUCAAAGCAGUCCCAGCCACUGCUACAGUCACAGCCAGCACUAGAGCCAAAGCUGCUUCUAAGGUUUCACUGCAAGAGGGGGUUGAACUAUCCGCUCAGACAGCCAGAGCUGCUGCCACACUAUCCAAUGAUCCUUUACCAUGGGGCAAAGUGUGAAGCAAGACCCUUCUGGCAGAAGGUGGAGUUGGGGAGCAGUAGAGAGGAGGUGGAAGAAGAGAAGCUGCAGUGGUCAGGGAGUGGUCAAUCCCCACAUCUAAGACCACACCACCAGCACUGCUGACCUCAAACCUGACCGUCUGUAUAGCAAGACAACCGCACUGGACCAUAACCCAACCAUAACCUCUGACCUCAAUAAAGACAGUCUAAGCAGCAAGACAAGCAACAGGGGACCACUCUCACGGUUGACUUUGUUCAAACCUCAACCACAAACCCUGCCCUCAGUUGUAGCCGUGAAACUGUUGGCAUGUUAGCGCCCGAAGCUAACUCAGUCCAGUCACCCACCCUCAGACCUCAGGCUAACUGGGCUAGUCACAAGCAAAAGCCAACACUAACCGAGAGGAUAAGAGAUCUCAACAGCAACAUACAACCCAGCCUUCCCCCCUCCCUUUCAGCAGUCACCUCUCUUUCCCUCUGCCCCUUCCCUCACCUCUUCAGGAUUACCCCACCUGGGCCCGAAUAGGGGUCACCCCACCCCAGCCUUCUAAUUUAGCUCCCUCCCUCUGUCUCACCAUCCCUGUCCUCUGUUCCUGCCCCUCUCUCCCUCCUCCCACCUCCCUCAAUACCCCUUGGACCUCCCAGAGGGGUGUGGUCCAUAUGGAUGCAACGCUUGAGAUGCUCCUGCCCUAUCAGAGGAUAGGACUCAAGAUAACGUCAUCACCCUGCUCUCUUACUGGCCCAAUACUGGUAGGGCUGAUGCUUCAUGCAUCUACUCGGUUCCCUCCCUGUCUCCCCUCCUCCUCCCUCUCACCCUCCCAAUCUUUCUGCCCCUCCUCUUUUCUUUCUCUCACCUUCUCUCCCUCUCAUCGUUGCGAGGGCGAAGCCAGCAACAGCCAAUCAGAGUGUGACGAGGGAGAGAGCGCCACUCAACGCCAGGAUGUACGGCACUGAGCAGAGGAUAAUGGGUCGGUAGUGUUUCCGUUAACCAUUGACAUCCCUACUCCCUGUAGAAUAGAUGAUGAGGCCAUCACUAACUAACUGUCAUGUUGUGUUGCAGGUGCACUGUCUCUAGGGGAGGUGAGGCUUAAAGAACUUCCUGGCUGGAUCGCUAGCCGAGCUCCCCGCAACCCCAGACAGGGAAUAUUGGCCCUGCACAGA